Molecule: messenger RNA, 1049 nt
Organism: Alnus glutinosa
Lineage: Eukaryota; Viridiplantae; Streptophyta; Magnoliopsida; Fagales; Betulaceae
Product: ferredoxin-thioredoxin reductase subunit A2, chloroplastic-like
Exons: 2
Coding region: 114-677 (187 amino acids)
Biological process (GO): photosynthesis
Source: RefSeq, a predicted model, not a curated record
CAGAUAUAUAGAUAGAUCAUAGAAGAGAUAUCUCUCGUGUAUCAGAGAAAAGGAGUAGACCCCCCCCCCCCCAAUAUUUCUCUUCUCAUUAUACUUGGUUUGCUUGGAGAGGAAUGACUACACCCUUACCCAUUACAGCAGCAGUAGUUACACCCAUCGCUUCUUCUUUAUCAUCAUCAUCAUCAUCAUCAUCCCUCCCCUCUUCCAUAGACGCUAAUAGAACAGGAAAUGUCUCGAUGAAGUCAUCUCUUUCGUUUGCAGUUACGUUCUCUUUUUCACCUUGUGUUACUGUUCCCCACCUCAACCUCCAAAGAAGAAUAAGAACGAGGAUGAUUUCUUGCGAGGUCGCCCUCAAAUCAGAUUCCACGGCCUCUUCCUCCUCCUCCGUUGACAAAGACGAUUCCUCAUCAGCAUCAUCAGCGCUACCCGAGGAGGCCAAGAAGAUCGGAGCCAGGGUUAGGGUUAAGGUGCCUUUGAAGGUGUACCAUGUUCCCAGGGUGCCGGAGGUGGAUCUGACUGGUAUGGAAGGCGAGCUUAAGCAGUACGUUGGGCUCUGGAAGGGGAAGAGAAUCUCCGCCAAUUUUCCUUUCAAGGUCGAGUUCCGUACUGAAAUCGAAGGCCGCGGCCCCGUCAAGUUCUUUGCCCAUCUCAAGGAGGACGAGUUCGAAUAUCUCUGAAGAGAAAGUCUAGUCGGGUCAAUUGUUGCACCCUUCUAUGGCUGAGGGCUGCUCGUGUUGGCAAUAAUCUGCCCAAUCCUUCAUUGCACAAUAUGACUAUUUUGGUGAAGCUCAUCAAACUUUUGACUGCCCUAUAGGGAUUGUCAUUUCUUGGUGAUCCAAUGAGAUGCAAGCUUAUGGCGUCAUUAGAUCAUUUAUAGAUAUGGUCUAAUGGUUUGCCUUUGAUAUUAUGAAUAUGUAGUGCCAUAGUGGCACCGAUGUGCUUGAAUCCUCCUCUUUCCUUGCUGAGGGAAAAGGGAAAAAAGAAAAUGGUUUUUUGUUCGUAAUGUUGCCUUAAAGUCAAAACAUGUUGCCAAGUUUAAUUUUCUCCGA